Corythoichthys intestinalis (scribbled pipefish) is the source of this 2619-nucleotide messenger RNA. It is a transcript of the gene clasrp, whose product is annotated as CLK4-associating serine/arginine rich protein. NCBI's taxonomy places the organism in Eukaryota, Metazoa, Chordata, Actinopteri, Syngnathiformes, Syngnathidae. The record is from RefSeq and is a predicted model, not a curated record. The transcript has 22 exons. Bases 250 to 2187 code for a protein of 645 amino acids.
AGCGCGGAAGAAGGCGUAUAUGGUGGCUCCUUUCCAAUUCACCGAAUUACAACCCAGUUUUCUAGUUGUUGCCCUCAAAACAGCCUAUUCUCACAAAAAUUUGAAAAACUUCAAGAGCUUGGAGGCUUAUAAAUACUUCGUUGCUGGUUGGGUGAAACAGGUCCUCGUCCACGAAAAUUCGGCAGGAAUCUAUCUUGUGCUUGGAAAGCAACCGUGCCACGCCGCGCCCCCACGCCCAGCGGCGCCGUCAUGUGGCAGGAGGCCCGCAAGCACGAGCGCAAACUCCGUGGCAUGAUGGUCGACUACAAGCGACGUGGCGAGCGCCGCCGAGAGUACUACGAGAAGAUCAAAAAAGAUCCGGCCCAAUUCCUCCAGGUUCAUGGACGGGCCUACAAGAUCCACCUGGAUCCUGCUGUGGCUCUGGCUGCAGAGUCUCCCAUCAACAUGAUGCCUUGGCUAGGCGACGCCAGCAACAUGAUUGACAGGUUUGACGUACGGGCUCACCUCGACUAUGUCCCAUCUUACAUGCCUCCGCUGAUCACUACACCAACACCAGAGCAGGAAAUGGAGGAAAGGAAGUGCAAUUAUGAGCGCUAUAGAGGCCUCGUGCAGAAUGACUUUGCCAACAUCUCCGAGGAGCAGUGUUUGUACCAAAUCUAUGUGGAUGAGCUCUAUGGUGGCCUACAAAGACCAAAUGAAGAAGAGAAAAAAAAGCUGGCUGAGAAAAAGGUGGCUAUCGGUUACACGUACGAGGACAGCUCUGUGACUGAACCCGAUCCCGCCUCAGACAAAGACGAGGACAAUUCGGAGAACAGCGAAUCUGAAGAGGAUGAGGUCAUCCCAGAUAUCGAUGUGGAGGUCGAUAUCGACGAGCUGAAUCACGAGCAGGAAAAGGAGCUUAAUAAAACCGCUACUCCCUACGGAAUGGCUGAAGGAGACUUUGUCAGGAUGUUGAGGAAGGACAAAGAGGAGGUAGAGGCCAUCAAGCAUGCCAAGGCGCUGGAGGCGGAGAAAGCCAUGUACUCUGGCCGUCGUUCUCGCCGACAGAGGAGAGAGUUCAGAGAAAAAAGGCUAAAAGGAAGACAAAUCAGCCCACCCAGCUACGCCAGGAGAGACAGUCCAACAUACGAUCCAUACAAACGGCCAGAGUCAGAGUCCAGCUCUGAGUCUCGCUCACGUUCUCGGACCCCCGGUCCAGAGAAAAUCACCUUCAUCACCAGCUUCGGGGGCAGCGAUGACGAAGCGGCGGCGGCAACAGCAGCAGCGCAGGCUGUCGCCCCCCACAGUGGCCACAGCUCCAAUGCACAGCACCCUGCAGGUCAUAGCAGGGGCUCCCGGAGACGAAGGUCCUCGUCCAGUCGAUCACCUUCCUACUCCUCCUCUUCCUCUCGGUCCUCCUCAUCCUCAUCCCGUUCGCGCCGCCGAGGGCGCAGAGGAAGGGACGACCGGCGUUCCCGAACCCGCUCCCGAUUAAGGCGAUAUUCUCGGUCCUACUCACGUGACCGAGGAGGGUCCAGGCGAAGGCGAGAUCGCACGCGGUCUAGAUCGCGACAGAGAGAGAGAGCGAGAGACAGGGAGAGGAGACGAGAAUCUUCAAGGAGACGUUCCAGAUCCCGCUCCAGUUCACGUCACGGGGGUUCCUCGCGGCCAAGUGUCCGGAACAGCAGCGAUCACAAGCGUGGCGAGAGUGGCAGUGGCAGUCCCUCACCGUCUUCCCCCGGCCGGCUCAACCACAGCCUCUCCCCUGACCAACGAGGACCCCCUGUUUCUUCUAACACCAUUACCGACAAACUAAGAAAGCCUGAAACAGCGGGUGGUAAAAAGACGGGAGCCGCCAAAUCCAAGCUGACGCCGCAAGAGAAGCUAAAACUGCGAAUGCAGAAGGCCCUCAACAAGCAGUCCAAGGCGGAUAAGAAAGCAGCUCAGGUAAAGAUCCAACAGCAGGAGCACAAACGACAGGAGCGAGAGGGAGAACUACGAGCCAUGGCACGCAAGAUACGCAUGAAGGAACGUGAGCGGCGCGAAAAAGAGCGGGAUGAAUGGGAGCGACAGUACGGACGCCAGAGCAGCAACUCGCCUUCUCCCUCCAAAUAUGGCAGAGAUUCCAGCUCAUCUCGAAGGAGAUACCGAUCCAGAUCCCGAUCCCGGUCUCGCUCCCGCUCCAAGAGUCCCUACAGCAGAUACUGAGUUGAAAUGUCAAAGGUUUUUUUUUUUUGUUUGUUUGGGACAAAAAAGCAGAGCGUAGGCCAGAGUGACUGUUGUUGGCACACAAACGCCUCAGACAUGUAUGUACAGUAUGCAACAUUUUCCUACUCUACUUCCAACUCUAGCCAAGGCACUCAUACAGUACGUUUAUCCGAACGUUGACCAAGUUGCUAAUUCCUUCGCGUGCAUCACUUUUGGCUUGAAAAGAUGCUGCAGGUUAUUAUUUUUUUUAACCUUCCCACACUUUUUGUCCUUCCAAGAACCCAAACACAGCAUGCACCAUUGGCGUCUUAUGGUUUUUGAGCAUUUUACACAACUCUGCACCAAAUUACAUUAAAAGCCAAACUUUCUGUUUUUAUUAACCACAUGGUCCCCGUUCUGGCAUGUCCGAAUAAAAGUGAUCAUGAAGCAAAA